AUGUCAGCUCCUACUGCAGCUGCUACGGCUCCCGCCCCAGGCGGAGCCAGGGAAAGACGAGCCUUCAAGACUCAGGACAAACCGGACGAAGUCAGGAGAUCCAAUUUGAACGCUGCCAAGGCCGUAUCGGAUGCCAUCAGGACCAGCCUGGGCCCCAAGGGCAUGGACAAGAUGGUCAGUGUCGAGCGAGUAUACUUGGACACGGCCUUGGUACAACCAUUGUCAGCCGAUGGAGCGCAGUAGAGGGGCGAGCGCAAGCCUUGGGCAGUUUGCUGCGUAUGGCAGCCCUGCUUGCGUGAUGUUGGAGGAAAGCCGCUUUGCUGACUUCAGUCCAACGUUUGCGCCGCCGCUUAGAUCCAAACCGCAAGUGGAGAAGUGGUCAUUACGAACGACGGUGCCACUAUUCUGAAGCACAUGGCAGUCAUGCACCCUGCAGCGCGCAUGCUCGUCGAGCUAUCUCAAGCGCAAGACGUUGAAGCUGGUGAUGGUACCACUUCCGUCGUCGUCAUUGCCGGUAGUCUCUUGGGCGCUGCGGAAAAGAUGCUCAAUAAGGGCAUUCAUCCUACGCUCAUUGCCGAGAGCUUCCAGAGGGCCGCAGGAAAGGCUGUAGAGUACUUGACGGACAUUGCUACACCUAUCAAGCUCGAAGACAAGGAAAGCUUGCUCAGAGCCGCAAGCACAAGUCUUAAUUCAAAGGUGAGAGGUGCACUUUUCACGUCGAUCUUUUGGCGGAUAUCUCAUACCUGCGACAUCAUGCCACACUUCGCUCUCAGAUUGUCUCGCAGUACUCGUCUGUCCUUGCUCCCAUCGCCGUCGAGGCAGUCACAAGACUCGUUCGCGCACCUCACUCUUCCUCCCGUCCCAAGUCGCCCGUGAACGCAUCAUCUCCCGUUCUGCCAUCAGGCGACGCAUCUGCAACAAGUGCAGCACUGUCCUCCACCUCUCCAGCCUCUGGUGGACAGGCAGCCGUGGGCAAAGAGGAAGCAGCGAAUGUCGACUUGCGCGACAUUAGACUUGUCAAGAAGGUGGGAGGAACCAUUGAUGAUACGGAGCUCGUCGAGGGUCUUGUAUUGGAGCAGAAUGUCGUGACUGGAUCCGGUGGUCCGAGUCGUGUGGAGAAGGCUCGCAUCGCCCUGUGCCAGUUCCAGCUGAGCAGCCCCAAACCUGACGUGAGUUGCGUUGCACUUAGCUCUGAAGAUGCGUCAGCUGACACUCUGCUCUCGCGCCUUCUAACAGAUGGACAACCAGAUCGUGGUCAACGACUACCGUCAGAUGGAUAAGAUCCUUAAGGAGGAGCGACAAUAUCUAUUGAACAUGUGCAAGAAGAUCAAGAAGACUGGCUGCAACGUACUCUUGAUCCAAAAGUCGAUCUUGCGAGAUGCAGUCAACGAACUAGCUCUCCAUUUCCUUGCCAAGCUCAAGAUCCUCGUUAUCAAGGAUGUGGAGCGGGAUGAGAUCGAGUUUGUGAGCAAGACGCUCGGCGCAAAGCCCAUUGCGGACAUUGAACACUUUUCGGAGGACAAGCUGGCCAGCGCGGACUUGGUGGAGGAGAUUCAACAGAGCGGAGCCAAGAUUGCCAAGAUUACGGGAAUCAAGAACAUGGGCAGAACGGUCAGCGUGCUUUGCACCGGUGCCAAUGCUUUGGUGCUUGGCGAGAGUGAAAGAUCUCUGCACGAUGCGCUCUGCGUUGUUAGGUGCCUGGUCAAGAAGCGGUGAGUUGCAAAACAUGAAAGAAGAAAAAAAAAAAAAAAAAGGGACGGUGAACAGGUGCAUUCUGCUUACAUGACGCCCUUUCGUGCGCUGUUUGUCAAAAGCUACCUGAUUGCUGGUGGAGGGGCACCCGAGGUGCACGUUUCACGUCUUCUGGCAGAGCACGCGCAGACGUUGACGGGCAUGGAAGCCUACUGUUUCCAAGCCUAUGCCGAAGCGCUAGAGAUUGUGCCGACGACGCUAGCGGAGAAUGCGGGUCUGAACCCAAUCGCCAUUGUGACGGAGCUGAGGAAUCGGCACGCAUUGGGAGAGAGGACGGCGGGUAUCAAUGUGAGAAAGGGACAGAUUACAAACAUUUUGGAGGAGAAUGUGUUGCAGCCUUUGCUGGUCAAUACCAGCGCCAUCGAAUUGGCUACAGAGACGGUCGCGCUCUUGCUCAGAAUCGACGGUGAGUGCCUUUUGCUGUGCCUAUUGCAUGGUCCCCUGCAUCGCCCACUGACAUUCUCUCACUUCGUUGUUCGGGCUAGACUAUCACCUGAGCCGUUGA
Ceraceosorus bombacis is the source of this 2257-nucleotide messenger RNA. NCBI's taxonomy places the organism in Eukaryota, Fungi, Basidiomycota, Exobasidiomycetes, Ceraceosorales, Ceraceosoraceae. The record is from the annotation of a GenBank genome assembly.